Messenger RNA from Paramecium primaurelia, 341 nucleotides. NCBI's taxonomy places the organism in Eukaryota, Ciliophora, Oligohymenophorea, Peniculida, Parameciidae. The record is from the annotation of a GenBank genome assembly.
ACUAGAGUGCCUACCUCAUCCGUUCUACCCGCCAGUUGGCAGUCAAUAUUAAAUGACAUUUAUAAAUAAAGUAUGAAAAUUUACUAUUCAUAUAGAAGAGUAAGAGCAAUCUGUUUAAAUUAUCAAAGGAUAGAAAUGAUUUUCUUUUUUAUAAGUUCCUUAAUGAAGAGAACUUUAGCUAGACCUUUCUAUAAUAAUAUUUCAAGAGAAUAUCAUAUGAAGGCAUUUUAGUUUUAGGAUGGCAGUUUAACUUGGUAAAAUAUUGAAAAUAAAGAAUGUCCACCUCUUUAAAGUUUAAGUUUUAUGAUUAUCUUAUAUUAUAUAUUUAUUUUUUAUCGAAC